CAUUUCCUUUGUCACAUAUAUAUAAGAUUGCCUAACUUUUUCAGCAGACUAUCUUCAGUGAAGCUGCUUAUACCUCUCCUCUCCCUUCAUGUGUGUGUAAAUCCCUCUAUCUACCAGCUAAAGAGUUCAGCAUCUGAGAACCUGGGGCAAUCUAGAAGUGGCUUUCACUGACAAAGCCGACUGGGACUUACCAGAUCAUUUAUACACAGAAGAGACCGUGUUUAAGCAGACUAUCUUCAGUGAAGCUGCUUAUGCCUCUCCUCUCCCUUCAUGUGUGUAAAUCCCUCUAUCUACCAGCUAAAGAGUUCAGCAUCUGAGAACCUGGGGCAAUCUAGAAGUGGCUUUCACUGACAAAGCCGACUGGGACUUACCAGAUCAUUUAUACACAGAAGAGACCGUGUUUAAGACUAUCUUCAGUGAAGCUGCUUAUGCCUCUCCUCUCCCUUCAUGUGUGUGUAAAUCCCUCUAUCUACCAGCUAAAGAGUUCAGCAUCUGAGAACCUGGGGCAAUCUAGAAGUGGCUUUCACUGACAAAGCCGACUGGGACUUACCAGAUCAUUUAUACACAGAAGAGACCGUGUUUAAGGUAUCAUAGCUGAGACCAGAUCCUUAUGAGAAACAUCAAGAGGGAGAACCUACAAGAAGCCAGAAGAUGUGCAGCACUGCAGAAGCUGGCUCAAAUUCAUCUUGGAUAUGUACUCUAUACAUGUUUUAAAUUGGCUAAGACAAUAAUACAAGAGUCUUGAGCAGUUGCUAAUAUCACCUGUAUGAAAAGACAAAUUAUCCAUUGGACUAAUUAGUAUGUUAAACAUGCAUCAUUUAAUUUACAAAGUUGUGAACUGAUUGUUUAGUUGAUAUAUAUUCUCGGCAACACAGAAACAAGAUUCCUCCUUGAUUAGGUUCUGGAGAUAGAGGUAUGAGAUUUGAUACUAAAGCCAGUGGGGGAACCAGGGUGGAGUCUCUUUUCUAGCUCCACCCCCAUCUCCACCCCCAUCUCUCCGCAAGUCUCGGCCAAGUCUAUUGGCCAAAUGUCUCAUCCCCUUCCGUAAUUUGAAAGAUGCCAGGUGCACCCCUGUGAAAGUGUAAUUCAGCCAAAAAACGAGUGACACGAAACGAGUGACACGAAACCAACACACUGGAACACUUCCCCUGGUUAUUCAUUACAUCUCAAAGACAUUAGUUACAUUUAUCUUAAACUGAAAUGGCUCAGAAAAGACAGAGUGAUGAGCCAUUGGACAGAGCCCCCAAAAGGUCACCAGUUUCUAAUUCAAUGGACUCAAACCCUACCAAUAUAGCUCAUGAACUGAAUGCCAGAUCCCCUGGUUUUGUUCCCCCAGACCUCCCCCAAAUUGACAACACAGAUAAUGGGCAGUCUCAGAACCUGCCUUCACUGCCUUUUACAGCAGGUGAAAAUGAUGCCCAUUCAUCCACUAAUGAUACUCAGCAAACGGAUCCUCUUGGUGCGUUGAAUGCGUAUUUAGAGAGACUUCAGCAAGGUGACGAUGGCAUAGACAGAUCCAUAAGAGUGAUUCAUAGAGCAAAGUUCAACACAACUGAAAUUAGACAGCGGCUGGACAUGAGUCGGGAUGAUGUGAACGACUAUGCCGUCUUCUAUGCUAUGAUUUUAGAGGCAAUAGAUGGACUUUCAAAGAAAACGACAGAACUGGCCAGUGCUAAUGAUGUAAGACUGUUACAGUUGGAGGGUGACUUUGUGUUCCCAGUCUCAGCCCGUUUGCCAAAUGGAGAAGUGGAACCUGACACAUUUCUUUCAUUAAUCGAGCAGGUGGUCCAGAGUAACCGAGAAAUAUUGACUGAUGACACCCUAGAGCUUGUUGUUCAAAUCGUGCACAAUCUCGAGGGUGGUGGUGGUCCACGUAGAAAGGUGACAGCUAUCUUGGAUAGUGAGCUAAUUAAGAAAAAGCGUAUGCACCUCAUUGUACUCACUAACAAAGACAACAACCUUUGCUUUGCCACUUGUGUAGUUAUGCUUUUAGACCCAGGAUUGACUACGAGUGAUGCUGAGCAGAAAGGCAGAGAUCUGCAGACUUCAGUUGGGUUGUCUGAGCUCACUAAGGUUUCUUUAUCAGACAUUAACAAAUUUGAGAAGGAACUGGGUGUUAAAAUAGUGGUAUUUUAUCGUGAACGGUCAGAUAUAAAACACUUUAAAACACAUUUUAAGAAAACUCAUGCCAAAACAGUGUUUCUUUACCUGCACGAUGACCAUUACUAUGGUAUCAAAAACCCAAAGGGGUUUCUGGGAGUUAGCUAUUUUUGCAACUUUUGCUAUUCUGGCUAUAGCAAAAAGAAUGACCACAAGUGUGAGAAUUGCUGCAAUGUCUGUCAUCAUGCUAAGUGCCCAGAUCAGCCAAAGAAGACCAUCCGGUGUACAGAAUGUUUGCGUUUCUGUCGAUCUAAAUUCUGCCAUACACAGCACAAAGUUCGUCAUUUGAAUGAAGCCUCUGGUAAAAUGUUUUCCACGUGUGAUGUAACCAAAUACUGUUCCCAGUGUAACAGAUGUUACACUAUUAAUGUGGCCAAUCCGAAGGAGCACAAAUGUGGAGCUAAUCGAUGCCACUGCUGUAAAGCUGCAAACAUGGAAGCAGAAGGCCAUCAGUGUUUCAUUCAAAAACUUGAACCCGAGGAGCCUAGUGAGAAGUACAUCUUCUAUGACUUUGAGACAAGACAAGACACAGAUGAGCACGUUCCCAACUUUGUGUGCUGUAUGGAUUUCCAUGGAGAAACCUGGACUGCAGAGGGAGAGCACUGUGUUAAAGCCUUUUACAAAAAAUACAGAACAAACAGGUACAAGGACUAUACAUUCAUAGCCCACAACUCAAAGGGAUAUGAUGGGUAUUUUUUGAUGAACUAUCUAGUCGACAACAUGAUUACACCAAAAAUCACAGCACAAGGCAGCAAGCUUUUAUGCAUUAUUGACAAAGACUUUGGACAAAGAUACAUUGAUAGUCUCAGUUUUUUAUCAAUGAAGCUGAGUGACAUGCCAGAGGCAAUGGGCUUUGAAAAUGACAAGAAGGGAUAUUUUCCACAUUGGUUUAACACACAGCAAAACCAGAAUUACAUUGGCAAGUACCCCUCCCCUGAAUUAUAUGGUGACAGAACCAUGAUGAAGAAAGAGAGGGAAAACUUUCUGCAGUGGCACAAAUCAAAAUCUGAAUCAAACUCUGAGUUUGACUUCAAGAAGGAGAUGGCAGAAUAUUGUAAGAAUGAUGUGAUCAUUCUGCGGAAAGCAUGCUUACGGUUUAGGGAAGAGGUCCUUAGCACUACAAAGGUUGACCCACUGCAAUGUGUGACUCUUGCAUCCCUGUGCAUGAAAAUCUACCGCACAAAAUUCUUACCCGAAAAAACCAUUGCCAUUCCUCCAUUAGACAAUUACAUCCAAAGUCAGAAGACUUUUUCUACUCAAUCUAUUCAAUGGUUGGAAUAUUUGUCUCACAAGGAAAAACGAUCCAUAAAGCAUGCUCUGAACGAUGGAGAAAAACGGAUGGGCAAGUACUCGUUGGAUGGUUUCUCAGAGGAUGAUGAUGGUACCAUAGCCUAUGAGUACGCUGGCUGCUAUUUUCAUGGUUGCCCAGACUGUUAUGGCUAUGAUGCUUUUUGUAAGCAGACCAAAAUGACCUUUGGUGUCAUGCAUCAGCGUUUCCAGGACAAAAUCAGCUCGUUGCAAAAGGACCACCAUUUGAAUGUGAAGGUGAUGUGGGAGCAUGAGUGGAAUGUUCUCAAAAAGACAAAUUCAGAGGUCCAGACAUUUUUGAAAACCUUUGAAAUGCCUGAGCCCAUGGAACCCAGAGAUGCCUUUUUUGGGGGUAGGACGAACGCACUUCACCUGCAUUACAAAGUGCAACCAGGGGAGACAAUCCAAUACUAUGAUUUCACGUCACUUUAUCCCUUUGUAAAUAAGGCAAAGGCUUACCCCAUCGGACACCCUAACAUAAUUGCACGUGACUUUGAGCCACUAGACAAAUACUUUGGUUUGGUCAAAGCCAAAGUAUACCCCCCAAAGGGUCUGUAUCUCCCUGUGCUACCAUAUCGUGCUGCUGGCAAGCUCAUGUUCCCACUCUGCAGAAUCUGCUCUGAGUCAGAGAAUCAAGAGACUGAGUGUACUCACUCAGAUGAGGAAAGGGCUCUAACUGGAGUAUGGUGUACUGUUGAAAUGGCCAAAGCCGUUGAAAAGGGGUACAAAGUUGCCAAACUGAUUGAAGUGUGGCAUUUCCCCAAAAAGUCUGAAUCUCUCUUCGCUGAGUAUGUCAAGACCUUUCUAAAAGACAAACAAGAGGCCAGUGGGUGGCCUCAUAGUGCAGCUGAUGAAGUUAGCAAAGAAGCGUACCUUCAGAGAUAUGAGGAAACGGAAGGUAUUAAGCUGAACCGUGAAAAAAUUGUUGUCAACAAGGCCAUGAGAAAAAUUGCUAAGCUUUUUCUGAACAGUCUUUGGGGAAAGUUUGGCCAAAGAGCAAAUCAAAUGAACACAACUUUGAUUAAAGAUUUGCAAGAACUUCUGAACUGUGUGUUCUCUCCUGAGAUAGAUGUUUCUAAUAUCUCUUUCUUGAAUGAUGAUGUUGUCAUGGUGAAUUGGAAGUACAUUGAGAAGCGCCACAGUUCUCCUGGUCCUGUUAAUGUUUUCAUUGCCGCUUUCACAACUGCCUAUGCUAGACUGGAGCUCUACGACCUCAUGGAAAAACUGCAGAAACGAACACUGUACCAUGACACAGACAGUGUCAUAUUUGUGAGUAGGCCUGGAGAUUGGAUGCCAGAGCUAAAUGAGUUCUUGGGGGGCCUGACGAGCGAGUUAGAUCCAGGUGAUCACAUUGUGGAGUUUGUAUCGGGUGGACCAAAGACAUAUGGAUACGAAACACACAAUGGAAAGAAAUGCAUGAAAGUUAAGGGAAUCACGUUACAUCAUUCCAAUGCAGCUUUGGUACAUCUGGAGUCUCUCAUAGGAUUGGUUAAUGACUUUCUUAAAGACAGGGACAAUUCAGAUGAGAUAUUGACACAGAAUACCCAGAUUGUCAGGGACAAGAGGAGAUUCACUUUAAAAAACCGCUCCGCCCCAAAACGAUUUAGAAUCGUGUAUAACAAGCGGAGGCUUUUCCCAGACUACAGUACACUGCCUUAUGGGUACUAGGUUCUCUGUCUGUACUAUGCCAUUCUUGGCAAGUGUAUUUAAUCAAUCUAAUGGAAUAAAAUCACUAUUCUGUGAAGAAUGCCUGUAUAUGUUGACUAUGAAUAUCAUUGUAAUUAUGAUAGCACUACUGGGAUUGUCAAGACCCUCGAUUAUGAUUUCUGGGCAAAAUUACAGAACAUUGUAUUUGUUUAUGCUAUCCUUAUCUCAUAGCUUGUGGUAAAGUAUAUAGAGGUUUUUACGUAAUAUUCCAUAUUAUAUUGAACAUAAUCUUUAUUUGUUGUAUCUGACUUUUAUUUUAUUUUUGUAUUUUUAUACGAUAUGUGAUUAUUCUUUACAAACACAAGUGUUUUUGUGGACCUUUUCAGGCCAUAUUUAUACUGUGUGUAUAUAUAUUUUCAAUAUUGUACUAUCACAUUUUUGAACUGUCAUAUUAUUAUUUUUUUUACUUAUUUAAAAUCUGCAAAUAAGUGCAAAAGUAAUUAGAUACAUUUUAGAGUGGAAGGUAUUUCAUAUGUUAUUGUGGCAUAAGAAAUUCCCAUUUACCCAAUAAAUUACUGGGAGUUAAUAUAGAGUGUGUGACUCUCUUUAUUUAUUUAUAUAGCUUAUAAGAAAUUCCAUAGACCCAAUACAUUACUAAUAAAUGCCUCAUGAGCUUAGUUCAAUUGUUGUACCCCAUCAGCACCCACCAUAACCUUGUUUUACUCCAAUUUUUGUAAACAAAGUAAUUGUUAACAAAUACUGUAUUCAACCCACAUGUUUUUGUGCAAAACUGAUAGAGACAUACCCCAAGCGACUUACAGCUGUAAUCGCAGCAAAAGGUGGCACUACAAAGUAUUAACUUAAGGGGGCUGAAUAAUUUUGCACGCCCAAUUUUUCAGUUUUUGAUUUGUUAAAAAAGUUUGAAAUAUCCAAUAAAUGUCGUUCCACUUCA
This is a messenger RNA of Oncorhynchus masou masou (cherry salmon), 6067 nucleotides long. RefSeq lists its product as uncharacterized. Gene Ontology annotation, biological process: DNA replication. The record is from RefSeq and is a predicted model, not a curated record. Gene Ontology annotation, molecular function: nucleotide binding; DNA-directed DNA polymerase activity; DNA binding. Lineage: Eukaryota; Metazoa; Chordata; Actinopteri; Salmoniformes; Salmonidae. The transcript has 7 exons. Bases 1201 to 5136 code for a protein of 1311 amino acids.